Molecule: messenger RNA, 5135 nt
Organism: Athalia rosae (coleseed sawfly)
Lineage: Eukaryota; Metazoa; Arthropoda; Insecta; Hymenoptera; Athaliidae
Gene: stc
Product: protein shuttle craft
Exons: 11
Coding region: 213-3944 (1243 amino acids)
Biological process (GO): negative regulation of transcription by RNA polymerase II
Cellular component (GO): nucleus
Molecular function (GO): zinc ion binding; DNA-binding transcription factor activity, RNA polymerase II-specific; RNA polymerase II transcription regulatory region sequence-specific DNA binding
Source: RefSeq, a predicted model, not a curated record
AAUUUCAAUUUGCAGAUGAAAAAAUAGGUAAAGAGUACACAUUUUCCUUAUCGGUUUUCAUAAUAUUGUGCAAGUCGCAGGUGAACUAUUUCAAUUAUUCUUGACCUCUCCAACAGUCAAACGCUGUGAGAAAUCUAUUGAGAAUCCAACUAAAAUAUAAUCAACGCUUCAUAGAGGCAAAAGGGACACCCCAACGCCAUCGCAGCUUUGCCAUGGCUAGCUGGGAUGGGUCCUAUUAUGGGCCUGAAGACCCCAAUUUUUAUACGCAUUCAAACCAAACUAAUGUGGCCCAGAACUGGAGCUACCAUCCUGAGAAUGGUACACACCCUCGGCCAAACCGCUCAAAUUCAAGUCAUGGCUCUUCAGUCAACACAUGUCAAGAUCCACAAGGGACAAGUCAUCCUAAGUACAAUACAUCUCAACCAUUUUUUGAGAACAACAGGGCUCCACGGAACCUUCCAUCUUUCAAAUGCAAGAGCGGUAAUCCUGAUGACGAGUUCUGGAAAAAAUAUUCUACAGGGCCAUUUCUACAUCCACUACAGCCCAUAAUUGGAACAAUUGAUCCAAGUAUUGUUGAAAAUUCGAAUCUGCACGCAACGGCAGGGGAGUUUGUACCGAGCAGCUUGAAGACACUCCAAGAUGUGGCCAUGAAUUCUGCAUCAAGUGAUAAAGAUAACUUUGGAAGGAUGCAAAUUGAUAAUUACGACCUCAAAUCUCAGCAGCAAGUGGAUAAUUCUGGUUUUGGUCCCAAUGCGAGUGGGUCCAAGCCCUAUUUCUCCGACAAUAGAAAUAUGCGGGAGAAGAAAGAGAAAAAGUAUGAUAAUAAAAAAGGUGAUAACCAUAAGCAGAGAGAUUCCCAAGACACUCAAUACCAAAAUGCCAAUUCAUAUAAAAAUUCUGGUAGGAAUUCAGUCUCAAAAAAUCGUAAAUACCAAAACGAAAGAUACUCAAACAGUAGACAGUAUGCAGAAUAUGGUCGCAAUUAUCCUAGUGAUAAGGAUAAUGAUAGAAGAAAAUGGACAAAUAAUGCGGGACCUUCAAACAAUGUUAGAGAAACUUUUCCAAACGGUCCCCAAUCAGGAGAAGAUGAUGGAAGUCAAUCUCUGAAUGGUACUUCCAAUAAGUUCUCUAAAACCUCAGUUUAUGAUAAUCCUCUGGCAAACCGCAACUCUAGGCAUGAAAAUGCUAGACAAUCUAGUGGAAUGUCAAAAUAUCAUAAUGAUCGUACCACUGAAUCAAAUCACUCUAGUCACAAUUCUGAAGUUGAUUACACUCAAGCACAAAGCAAAAACGUUCGAAGAUAUUUCUAUGAAGAUCGUGGCGAAAGAUAUCGUGAUAGAAGAGAACGAUACACUGAUAGGUACGAAUCUGGAAUGAGGGAAAAAAAGCCCAAUUAUUCGGAUUACAAUGGAUAUAAAAAUAAUUAUGAAAGAGAAGAACGUGCUGAGCGAGCCAGGGAUAAAGAUAAAUUCAAAGACAAAGAGAAUUCCAGAGAUGUUAAGGACAAAGAUGUUGAAAAUUGGCGCAACAAGAAAGAUGAAGAUAACAAGGGAGGUGCUAUGAAAAAGCAGAAUAAUAAAAGAUGUGACAAAGAUGAUGAUGCCAGUCAGAGGGAACGUCUCACCGAACAAUUGGAUAGAGGACAGCUGGAGUGUUUAGUUUGCUGCGAUCGUGUCAGGCAACAGGAUGCCGUUUGGUCAUGUUCAAAUUGCUAUCACGUUUUACAUCUCAAGUGUACCAAGAAAUGGGCAAAGUCCUCACAGGCUGAAAAUGGAUGGCAUUGUCCAGCAUGCCGAAAUGUGACCUCCAGUAUCCCAGAAGAUUACUAUUGUUUCUGCGGUAAUACUAGUAAUCCAGAGUGGAAUCGUCGAGACGUAGCUCAUUCUUGUGGUGACCUUUGUGGCCGCCUACGAUCACAGACCAACUGCAUUCAUAAAUGUAACCUAUUAUGUCAUCCUGGGCCUUGCCCACCUUGCAUGGCAAUGGUUACCAAACAUUGCGGUUGCGGCAAAACUUCAAAGACAUUAAAGUGUAGCACUGAAACUCCUUUGAUAUGUUCGGCAACUUGCGAGAAGGUCUUGAAUUGCUUGACCCACAAAUGCGAAAGAGAGUGUCAUCACGGAGAGUGUGGAGAUUGUGAAAAACUAGUACAUCAAGAAUGUCAUUGUGGAAAAAACAAACGAGAUGUCCCAUGCGUGGAUGAUGUUGCAACGACCUACACUUGCGAAUCCAUUUGUGAUAAAUUAUUGGAAUGCGGUAAUCACAACUGCCAAAAGUUAUGUCAUCCAGGGCCUUGUGAACCAUGUGUUCUGAGACCAGAAGCCGUUUCUCAUUGCUGCUGUGGACAGACGCCGUUAACUCAACCACGAGAUAGCUGUUUGGAUGAGAUUCCUGUCUGUGACAAGACUUGUUCUAAGCGUCUGAAAUGUGGACAGCCUAGUAACCCUCAUAUGUGUAAAGUACAAUGCCAUCAAGGAGAUUGUCCUGAUUGCGAAUUGACAACCAAAGUCAAGUGUCGCUGCGGUAAUAUGGACAAAGAAAUUCCGUGCAAAGAAUUAACAACCAAAGCUGAUGAUGCGCGCUGCCAAAAACGAUGCACAAAGAAACGUUCAUGUGGCAGGCAUAAAUGCAACCAGUUGUGUUGUAUCGAUAUUGAACAUAUCUGUCCGUUGCCUUGCACCCAUACUUUGAGUUGCGGCAGGCACAAAUGCGAGCAAACUUGUCACAAGGGGAGAUGUCAGCCCUGUUGGCGCAGCAGUUUUGAAGAACUUUAUUGCGAGUGUGGAGCUGCUGUCAUUUAUCCUCCUGUACCAUGUGGAACGAGGCGUCCAGCUUGUGAUAGGCCCUGCUCGCGUCAGCAAGUCUGCGAACAUUCUGUAUUGCACAAUUGUCAUAGCGAACCAACAUGUCCUCCGUGCACCGUUCUCACGCAAAAGUGGUGUUAUGGUAAUCAUGAACUUCGCAAAGCUGUCCCAUGUCACGUUAACGAAGUUUCAUGUGGGUUGUCUUGCAAUAAGCCCUUGUCUUGUAAAAGACAUAAGUGCAUUACCAUAUGUCAUCCUGGCCCAUGUGAAAAACCGGGGCAAGUUUGUGCGCAACCUUGUACAAUCCCAAGAGAUUUAUGCGGCCAUAUUUGUUCAGCGCCGUGCCACGAGGGCAAGUGUCCUGAAACACCAUGCAAAGAAAUGGUGAAGGUGACUUGUCAAUGUGGGCAUAGGAGUAUGAGUCGAGCCUGUGCAGAGAAUUCUCGCGAGUUCCAAAGAAUAGCUAGUGGCAUUCUAGCGAGUAAGAUGGCUGAAAUGCAGCUCGGGCAUUCUGUGGAUUUAGAAGAUGUACUGGGGCAGGGUGCAAGAAAACAAAACCAGUUAAAAACUUUGGAAUGCAAUGACGAGUGCAAAAUAAUAGAGAGAAACCGAAGGUUGGCACUGGGAUUGCAAAUAGUUAAUCCAGAUUUGAGUGGAAAGUUAAUGCCCAGGUAUACAGAGUUCAUGAAACAGUGGGGUAAGAAAGAUCCGAACUUCUGUCAGAUGGUGCACGAUAAACUGACCGAGUUAGUCCAGCUGGCUAAAACUUCUAAACAAAAAUCUAGAAGCUAUUCAUUUGAAAGUAUGAACCGUGAUAAACGUCAUUUCGUUCAUGAAUGUUGCGAACAUUUUGGAUGCGACAGUCAGGCAUACGAUCAAGAACCGAAACGGAACAUUGUCGCUACAGCUGUCAAAGACAAGUGUUGGUUACCAAGUUUGAGUUUGCUCGAACUACUGCAAAGAGAAAGUGGUCAAAGGAAGGUACCAGGACCAAUGUUGAAUGCUGCUAAAGCAACAAGCUCUCUGAGAAACGUAGAUGUAUUACCACUGCCGAAUAAAAAGGGUCAUAAGAUCCAGCCUGUAACUGGGGCCUCAAAGUCACCAGAGCCUGAAAUAGAUUACUUCGAUUACCAGGGAUGAUCAGUUGGUAUGGGUGACUGAACGCUUGCAGAAACAGAUGAUUCAAUCUGCUCUCUGCGAUUUGAGUCUGGACUUUUCGGAAUUUUAUUUACUGAUUGAGCUGCAAAUCAAUGAUACCAAAGUCAGUACGACAAAAUAUGUAUGCUUAACUGGUUGAUAAUGUAUAGCGUACUGCUACUGCUACCUUUCAAACUUUGAUUAAGCUCGGAAUCUCUAAUAAUACUCCCGGGUAUGGUAUUCUCGGCUGAUGCUUUCAGCUUAGGGCCAAGCAAAGUUGGUACAAGAGCUGCAGCUACGGAUGUUGCCAAAUUGUUAUAUGGCGCAAGCAUAGCUAGCUGCAUUAUUCCUACAAUAUUGUAUAAAAUUAUCGAAUAAAUAAAAAUCUACAUGAAUCAAUUUAAGCAAGUAUCCAGCAAUAGCGAUAGCACUCAUUUAGUUUCACGUAUGGUUCGAGUGCAUGUGUAGUAAAUUUAGGGACAAACCUUUUUGAUUAAUGUGAGAAUUAUCCCGCGUUAGCAUACUAUUUGGCACAGUUCUUAGCAGAUGCAUGACCUUGUAGCCAGCAUGCAAAAAUGUCAAGUACAGCAUGAUGCUCCACAAGAGGAAUAUAGUUUGAAUCACAUACUUUGAUAUAUAGUGGUUGUGAAAAGCAAGUACACCAUCACUUGCUAUAAUGCAGGAAAAAUGAGCCGUAAUAAUGAGACUAAGGCAAGAUUCUUUCUGCAGCUUUUCAGGGCCAAAUUUGAGCUGAAAACCAAAUAUUCAUUACAUUUAUAAUUGCUCUUUGAUUAUCGUGUAAGUAAGAAGGUUUAAGGAUUUUACUGUAUCACUGCGUUCAUUGGAAUUCUAUAAAUUAUUUGAUCACCUGUGUCAAUUGUAGAAAAGCCAACUGGAUCAGGCAAAAAGCAGAAGUCACGCAUGGGAAUCCAAUGUCCCACAUUAUCGAGCCAAUAACUCGUGGCAUAGUCUAAAAUCAUUUUUUUAAUGCCAGAGUAAUUAAAUAUCACUUGUCAUAAUUGAGUCUAAUAAUGUAUUGCUUGAAGAAAUGACUUAUGAUUUUAACGUGCAGUAUGUUGAUAAUUUUUGGAUUUUUAUCAAAACAAAGAAAAUAUGUAUACAAAAUCGUAUUUCUCACCUCUUUGAGAUUGUAUGGAUCUAUGAAUAAACAGCCAGAUCUUGAAGCUCCCAGAA